Messenger RNA from Hippopotamus amphibius kiboko, 627 nucleotides. RefSeq names its product zinc finger and SCAN domain-containing protein 5B-like. The record is from RefSeq and is a predicted model, not a curated record. The transcript has 3 exons. Lineage: Eukaryota; Metazoa; Chordata; Mammalia; Artiodactyla; Hippopotamidae. Bases 1 to 627 code for a protein of 208 amino acids.
AUGGCUGAGGACCAGACAUUUCUCCAGGGUCAUGGAAAACUCCCCAACGGUCCUGGAUCAGAGUCAGCAGAGUCUGUGCCUCACCAAGACACGCUUCUGGAAAAGCCAGACUGUGACCAGGAAACGUGGCAUGUUCGCUUCAGAACAUUUAGCAGCUCGGAGGCAUCUGACCCCGUCCAGGAUCUGAGGAGACUCUGCGAGCUGUGCCAUCUGUGGCUGAGGCCAGAUCUUCACACCAAGGAGCAGAUGAUGGACAGGCUGGUGCUGGAGCAGUUUAUGAUCUGCAUGCCACUGGAGUGCCAGGUCUUAGUCAGGGAAACAGGGGUGCAGAGUUGCAAAGACCUGGAGGACAUGCUAAGAAAUAAGCAGAAACCCAAGAAAUGGGCCAUAGUCCGCGUACAAGGACAGGAAUUUCUUGUGCGAAGUUCAGAAGAUGAGACGGUUGAAGCCGAGGCCAGUGACGUGAACGAUGGGAGAGACCUUUGGCCAGAGCCCCAACCCUCUGUGGGCACGAUACCUCCAGAGAACUACCAGCAGAGAGUCUGGGAGAAGGUAGAAGAGGUGCAGGUGGAUGUUGCUGCUAGAACAAUGGGGAGUUUUGGCAAAGGACAGGAAGGGACCCAUUGA